Agrilus planipennis (emerald ash borer) is the source of this 1210-nucleotide messenger RNA. RefSeq lists its product as uncharacterized. The record is from RefSeq and is a predicted model, not a curated record. NCBI's taxonomy places the organism in Eukaryota, Metazoa, Arthropoda, Insecta, Coleoptera, Buprestidae. Bases 29 to 877 code for a protein of 282 amino acids. The transcript is spliced from 6 exons.
GGUCAUGCCGUUGACGAUAUAAAUCACGAUGCUCAUAAGCUUCAUGACAUUAAUUUAUUACGCACUCGACGGCAACUGUGUAACAGCCACUACAGGAGGAUUGAAGUGGGUAAAAGUCACAGUUCCACAGUUCAGGGCACCAGGAGAGCCUGCGAUGUUAGAGUGCGAUUAUGACUUAGGCAAUGACACUCUCUAUUCCGUUAAGUGGUAUAAGGAUCAUGAAGAGUUCUACCGGUUCGUCCGUAAAACGCGCCCUCCUGCUCACAGCUUCAAAGUCGAGGGCGUUGAAGUCGAUAUGGAUUCUUCAAACAGCACGAGGGUUUUUCUACGCUCAGUGAGUAUCAAAACGAGUGGCUUGUUUCGAUGUGAAGUGUCUGCUGAGAAACCAUCCUUCUCAUCUGCACAAGCUGAAGCGCGAAUGGAAGUCCUAUCGCUUCCUAAAGAAGAUCCUCAAAUAACAGGUGUGCAGGAUCAAUAUCAAGUUGGAGAUGAAAUAAACCUUAAUUGCACCUCUGGUAAAAGUCAUCCUGCUCCGGUCUUACUUUGGUUCAUAAAUGGAAAUAAGGUCACUGGCAACUCAAUACUCGUACAUUAUCCUCCAAUAUACUUCAACGAUGGUCUCGUAUCUAUGACAUUAGGACUGCGUUUUACCCUAAGCAGUGUUCAUUUUCAAGGCGGUUUAAUGAAAGUAAAAUGUAUUGCUUCCGUUUCUCCAGUACUGUGGCGUGGUGACCGUGAAAGUAUCGUGCAGAGUUUGCCCAUCAAAGAUAUGAGGGAGGCGUUAUUGUUAGUAACCAGUUCAAAGGGUAAUCUAGUGUACCCUGCUGCAGCGUUGAUCUUCAUCUGCUUCACGUUCAAGGUAGUCCCUUUUUUAUAGUGAUUUCUUCAACUACUAAGAGAAAUGUGACAGUGAAGUGACUAAAAGGUUCAUACCUACACCAUCAAACAUGAAAGAGUGAUGUAAGAGCUAACAGAAAGGUGAUUCCAGUUGGAUUUUUAAUAGUGUCCUGUUUGACCUUUAGGUGCAAUAUUUCAUGCGACUUAGAAUAAAUUGGCUUCUAAUUAGUUACUACCAUAUGCUUUACUGUAAAUUAAUUAUAAAUGUAAUUGCAUCCUGUACGUAUUGCAAAACCUAUGCAUUAUCACGUGCUGCCUAAAUUGUUCUAUUAUGUAAAACGUAGUAUGACAAAAUAAAUUUCGUUAUUUUUUA